This is a messenger RNA of Clupea harengus (Atlantic herring), 1606 nucleotides long. RefSeq names its product solute carrier family 25 member 48 (gene slc25a48). Gene Ontology annotation, cellular component: mitochondrion. The record is from RefSeq and is a predicted model, not a curated record. Lineage: Eukaryota; Metazoa; Chordata; Actinopteri; Clupeiformes; Clupeidae. Gene Ontology annotation, molecular function: transmembrane transporter activity. Gene Ontology annotation, biological process: transmembrane transport.
ACCAUACUUAUAUGGCAGGAUUCGAAGCAAAAUGUAGAGAGUUUCUUGUUUUAUUUUGGAGACAUUUGUAUUGACUUGACGCUAAGAUAUUACCAAUGCUUAUCCAGUUUCCUUACAAACCGCUGACAGUUUUUUAACCGUUGACCGUUUGACAGCAUCGCCGGGUUUAAAAUGAACUGCUUUCAUUUGGAAGAUUUUUUGGCUGGAUGGAUUGGUGGAGCCUCCAGUGUUAUUGUUGGACACCCUCUUGACACGGUGAAGACCCGACUUCAGGCAGGGAAAGGAUACAAAAACACAUUACACUGUGUCCUCACCAUCUACCGAAAAGAAACAAUCUCAGGUUUCUUCAAAGGUCUGUCCUUCCCCCUGGCCAGCAUCACCGUCUACAACUCGGUCGUGUUCGGCUUCUUCAGCAACACACAGCGGCUCAUAAGCAAGUAUCGCUAUGGUGACGGCAGGCACCCCUCGGGCAUGCUGGACCUGACGAUGGCCAGUAUGUUGACUGGCCUGAUGUCGGUGAGCCUGGGAGCGCCGGUCGACCUAGUCAAGAUUAGACUGCAAAUGCAGACUCAGCCCAAGCCUCUUCUGGCAGAGAGCUUCCACCUGGCGGGGAGUGGCAACGGCAGCGGAAGCAUUCCCAUGCACUCAGUGCACCUGCAGGCCCAGGCGCAGCCCACGUACCGUGGCCCCAUCCACUGCAUCAGCAGCAUCCUGCAGACGGAGGGCGUCCAGGGCCUGUACCGCGGGGCCGGGGCCAUGCUCCUGCGCGACGUGCCCGGCUACACGCUCUACUUCAUCCCCUACACGCUGCUCCGCAGCUGGCUGAGCCCAGAGGGCAGUGCCUCCCCGCACCCCUGCUCUAUAUGGCUGGCAGGAGGGUUGGCAGGCUCCAUCUCGUGGGUGACUGCCACGCCCGCUGAUGUUGUGAAGAGUCGACUGCAGGCCGACGCCAUGCACCAAAGAAAAUACCGAGGCAUCCUGCACUGCAUCAGGCACAGCUACAAGACAGAGGGAAUACAUGUUUUCUUCCGUGGGGCCACAGUGAAUGCCGUUCGAGGAUUCCCUAUGUCUGCAACAAUGUUUCUGACCUAUGAACUCUCUCUGAAGUUUUUCCGGAGCCUGUAGACUCCCAAAAUCGUUGCUAUGGUUACUUGAAUUGCAAAAUAUUCCAAGCAGAAGUUUUUGGUUAUCGUGAUUUUAAAAAGUCAUAAUAAGUGCCUAAUGUUUAAGUAUAGACUGAUAAUUAAUGUAUUAAAAUAAUAUAAUUUCUUAUAUUAAGAAAGACGAUAUAUUUAUAUAUGUACAAAUAUAUAAGUUUAUAAACAUGUUUUACAUUUUACCUCACUUUAAUCUUUAUCUGUGGUAUCACUCAAAUGUCCUUCUCUUAGGAUAAGCAUUGAGUCAAUACUAUACUAAUUUUGUGUUGUGUUUUGUUUGUUGUUUAAAUGUACUGAACACAAAACAUUUAAGCCAUUUGAGAACAACAAAUACGUCUGUGUCACGUCACACAUGUCACAUUUACUUGUUUUUACCAUUUGUAAAAUCCAUAAACAUGUAACAACUGUAAAUAACCACCUUUGCCUAAAUAAAAAGCAAAUCAAUAUGA